AUGACGAAGAGCAUCAACGAUAGUUUCAAAGAUCGUCGGACCAUCUAUGCCCUGACUAACGAAUCGACCAUCUCGGAUGAUCGACUAGAGGAAUUGCUUACCGACGUUGUUCGGCACACCCCCAGUCCCUUCAACAGCCAGACAUCGCGGCUGGUUGUACUCCUCAAGGAUGAGCACCAGAAACUGUGGGAUAUUGCUUAUGAAGUCGCCAACUCAACCGUUUCCCCAGAAGUGUUUGACAAGGUCUACAAGCCACGGAUCGCCAUGUUUCGCGGGGCAUAUGGGACUGUGUUGUUUUAUGAGGAUCAUGCACCUAUACGGCCUCUAGAAGAAAAGUGGCCUAUGCUGAAAGAUAAAUUUCCGCAAUGGUCUGAACAUGCCAGUGCCAUGCAUCAAUAUGCAUUAUGGACGCUCUUGGAGGCAGAAGGGCUUGGAUGUAGCCUCCAGCACUACAAUCCAAUGUUUGAUGCCCGUGUUGCCGAGCAAUGGACGAUUCCCGAGGAUUGGAGUCUCAAGGCCUAG
This is a messenger RNA of Aspergillus nomiae NRRL 13137, 522 nucleotides long. Its product is annotated as putative fatty acid repression mutant protein. The record is from RefSeq and is a predicted model, not a curated record. The transcript is spliced from 4 exons. The coding region runs from base 1 to 522 and encodes 173 amino acids. Gene Ontology annotation, biological process: cellular response to oxidative stress. NCBI's taxonomy places the organism in Eukaryota, Fungi, Ascomycota, Eurotiomycetes, Eurotiales, Aspergillaceae.